AUCUUUGACCUUUAAUUAUUAAAAAGUCUUUAAUAGGCCUCAUAGAUAUGUACAUUAGAUGUCGCCUAUGUAUCUAGGCCUCAUGCAACUGAAGUUGUGUUGUUAUAGCAACAACAUACAACUGUUCAUACAGGCUCUCAAAACAUUGAAGAUUCCGCUUACUAUUUUAGGAUUUCUCUUAUCAAUGGAUCCUGCAGAAAAGCGGCACCGGUCGGAGGCUCUGGCCGUCGGGCAGGUCAGUCACCAUAGCAUUGAGCUGGUCUGGAGCCGAGAAAAAGGCUCAAAAUGGACAGACCCACCGCAAAACUGGACCUGCUUCAUCCUGGAGCAGAUGAACAACACAAAACACAGCUUUAAACAGAUACACAAGGGCUACAACACACGCUUCACGGUGGAUAACCUAGAACCAAAAACCACCUACACUUUCAGACUGAAGGUCACGUGGCCAUCUGGUCAGCAGCAGUAUUACCCAUCAGUCACUGCGUCUACAGAAAAGCCGCCUCUGAAUGGGAAGAAUCUUCACAGCGCCGUCCUCAAGACUGAUGAAGUGGAGCUCUGCCGAGUGCUGCAGUCUGGAACGGUCACAGUAGACGUUCCUGACCGGCUGGACUACACUCCUCUCAUGAUGGCAGCCAUAAAGGGCUUUACUAGUGGAGUUCAGAUUUUGGUGCAUCAUGGUGCCGAUGUGAGCAGAAAAAACAGCAGUGGCAAAGACAGCCUGAUGUUGGCAUGUUUUCAUGGGCACCUGGAUGUGGUGAAGCUGCUGUGUGGGUGCGGCGCGUCCUGGAGAGCUCGAGACCGGACGGGCUGCUGUUCUCUGCAUUGGGCCACAGCUGGAGGACAGCUGGACAUCCUGCAGUACCUCAUACAGUAUGGAUGUGAGGUCAAUGUGCAGGACAACAUCGCGUGGACGCCGCUCAUGAUCGUGUCGGUCAUUACUGGAGAUCCGGCUGUGGCUUCACUGUUGAUCAGCGCUGGAGCCGAUGUCAAUGUGCAGGACAGAGACGGGAAAACACCACUGAUGGUUGCUGUGCUGAAUAACUAUGAGCAUCUGGUUCAGAUCCUGCUGAAGAAAGGAGCUGAUCCAAACAUUCAGAAUAAGUGUGGAGUUAGUGCUCUGGAGAUGGCCAAAGCAUUCGACAGGCAGAAUAUCAUCAGUUUAUUGGAGGACGAGGAGUCCGAGAGGCCAAAAUAAAGAAAGAAAUAACAGAAAGGUUUUAUAAACGACUUUAUUAGCGCCGGCCUUUAUGCAGACCGUUCAACAUACGGUAUCUGAUUUCACAUUUCAUGAUUAAUCAAAGACUCAUCAUUAUAAAAAAAGCAAGUUUACACCCGUGACACUACAGAAAACGAACAUUACAUGAGCAGAUUUACUGAAUGCAGAUACAACAUGUGAAUAAAGGAUAACUGUGGUUAAAACAAGCAAAGGCAGUGACAUAGAGAUGUACCGUCAUAAUCAUCUGUAAUGCACUGUGUGGUUUAACACUGUAGAAAAGGCAACAAGACACUUCAGACGCCGCCGUGUUCGCUAAUACAGUAAAUAAAGAUGAUUUUACAAUGUAAACACUGAGAUAUAACGGCACUCAUAGGGUGUCCAGUAUAUACAGGCCUGAAUGACCCACGGUUCAGAUCAGAAAUGGCUCAGUGGCGGUCAAUGGGUCACACUUCACAAUAAGGUUUCAUUAGUUAAUGUCAAUACAUUCACUAACAUGAACUAGUUAUAAAUACAAUACUUGUGCAGCAUUUAUUAAUCAUAGCUUGCAUUAUUAAAAUCCAUAUUCAUAACCAUUAGUUGAUUCACUUUGAGUUAACAUGAACUAACAAUAAACAAAUUUGAUGAAUAAAUACUU
Molecule: messenger RNA, 1850 nt
Organism: Danio rerio (zebrafish)
Lineage: Eukaryota; Metazoa; Chordata; Actinopteri; Cypriniformes; Danionidae
Source: RefSeq, a predicted model, not a curated record